CGGAGUGAACAGCUCCCCCUGACCACAAACUCCACAACACGGUCAGCUGAGGCAGUGUUUACAGUGUGGCCUUAUGGCACUUGGGGCUUACUCUCCCGGGUCCUAUGCCGCAAUCUGUUCAGAAGUGAUGUCAAAAUUCAGAUAAUGAGAGUAGACGAGUCCCUGUAAGAGUCCCUGCCCUGCCCUGCUGUGACAAUUGCUCUGCCACUUCCCCCAUCUGGUGCUGCAUGUUCCCACCCAGGUUUGUCCUGACUUCACUACCAUGGACAGCACAGCACACCACCGGCUCAAUCCGAAAAGACUUUACGUGUGGCUUCGAGCAGUAGUAAGGAUACUUUUCUGUUCCUUCAACAACUUAUAUUGCAUCCCAGUCCACUUUUGCUGGCUGCUGAUCUUGCAACCUCUCAAAUGGCUGUCACCCACCACUUACUGGCGGAUUGAAGGUGUUAUGUUCCGAUGGCUGCUGUCCAUGGUGGCUCUUUGGUCUUACAGCAAUGGUUACCAUGUCGUGGAGCGAGGUGAUGAUGUUUGGGACCUGAAAGACCAGCGGACAUUAGUGCUGUUCAACCACCAGUCCACCUCAGAUGUACCACUCAUCAUGGCAGCCUUCAACUCCCGCAUUCAGCUUUUCAACAACAUUAUGUGGAUAAUGGACCACAUCUUUAAGUACACAAACUUUGGCCUGGUAUCCUGGGCUCACGGAGAUUUCUUCAUUCAGGGUGGAAAAGAACAUAGAGAUUCCUCACUGGUGAAACUAGAAAACCAUCUGAGGAAUUUCUACAUUCCUCGCAUGAGGAAGUGGUUGGUGCUCUUUCCGGAAGGAGGUUUCCUCAAGAACCGCAAACCCUCAAGUCAAAGGUACGCCCUCAAGAACAAUCUGCCGGUCCUGGAGAAUGUGUCUCUGCCCCGUGUCGGGGCUCUUAAGGUCAUCCUUGACUCUGUAGCAGCAGACCAAAAUGAUGAAAAGACAGAUACCAUCAAGCAUUUGCUGGAUGUAACGAUAGCCUACCCAGGAGGUGACCCCUUGGACCUUCCUACAAUAUUUGGGGGCUGGAGACCACCUUGUGACACAAUUUUCCACUACCGGCGGUUUAACAUUGAAGAGGUACCCAAAGAAGAGGAAGCUCUCACUGAGUGGUUGUAUACCCGUUAUGUAGAAAAGGAAAAGAUUUUGCAGGAAUAUUAUGACACGGGGGUCUUUCCUGAGGCGCCAACACCCCAUGCUCCAGGUUACCUAGUGGAAAAAGUGCCCAGACUGAAUGGAGUCCAGGUGGUACAUGAUCCUCUGGAGUUUGUCUUGAGACAUUGCUUCUAUCUUGCCUCAACCUACAUCUGGGUGAACAUCAUUGCUUGGAUCUUCAGUUGGAUCUUCAGUCAGCUUUGGUGAUGCCCACAUCCAGGCUAUUAUAGUUUACACAAUUUGCUCAUUUCUUAUUCAUAAUGAAUAAGACAUGUGCUGCAUCAGUCUGUAGGGCAUUAGUGAAAUAAGACUUAAGAAAUUUAAUUGUUGAAGACAAUGAUAGACUAGAAGUUGCUUCCUCAGUGAGGCUACCAAGGGGCUUGAUAUAUCCUGACAGAACUGGUAUGUACAUUGGCCGAGUGUGUGCACAAUGUAGUGUGUUGAGCUGCUUUGUGUUGUGCAGCUGGGUAAAGCAUGCAGCCCCAGCAGGAUAUGUAGUGGCUGGCAGAAGCAACAGAUGGCUUGUAUCAUGUAGUUGCACUUGGGAAAAUAGAGCCUCUGCCUUCAAGUCUUGAGUUUUGUGCAAUGAUGAGGUGAAAACUAGCUUUUUGUCAUCUUUAGUUCUCCUCAAAUAAGAAAGGAGCAAUGCAUUUUUUAUUUCUGUAUGUAGAGCAAUAUAGCUUUAAAUAUUUUUACACACUCUUGUAUCACAUUCAUGGCAUCACUGCUGUGCAAUUCUAUUGUGACAAUACCAUAUUGAGAGAGAUAUUUGUGAAGACCUAAAUGGUUUUUAAUGUCACCAUCAUUGUCAGGCUUUGAGAAAUAACGUCUUACCAUAUCAAUACUAAUCAGGUUCCCAGUAUCCUUAUUUAGUUAACUAGUCUUGUUGUGUAGUCUGCCUUAUAGCUGGGAGCUUGAAUAUUGCAGCCAUAAAUUGAAGCUUUUCUGUUCCCUUUCUUGUAACACCUAAGUGUAAAUGUGUACCAGGUUAGUGAAGUCAUAAGAGUGAAUGUAGCUCACAAGUCAUUCUUGUUUUUCCUGUUAUUAUUUAUCCUUGUUAUUAUUGUUGUGCAAGGGCCAGUGUCAUGCCCUCUUACUUUCCAUUGAUAAAUUAUCGAUUUCAUGUCAUCAGUUUUGACUUGGAAGUCUUACAUCUUUUCCUUUUCAUUUCAUUUAAAAUAUUCCUCUACCUCAUGAUAACCUGGAGUAAAUUUGCCAGGUUUAUUUUAACUACUGUAAAUUGUGGCAUACAAGUUGACUUUGAAAGCCAGAAUUUUUUUUUUCAAAUUCUAGGACUAAAUUAUAAAGAGGGUUUGUGGAGGUUAACACUGAGCCAGGUUGUGCCACUUUCAUAAAGCCUGAAAUUCAAACCAUAUUCAGUCAUAACUGUUGUAUUGUGGUAACCCAUUGUCAUCAUCAUCAUUACUGUCAGUCAUCAUCUUCAUUAUUGUCAGUCAUCAUCAUCAAAAUCAUCAUCAUAAUCAUCACCACCAUCAUCACCACAUUAAUAUGUAAUUUCAUUUCUAGCAGCAAAUGUUAUAGUCAGGAGCAAAAGAAAGCAAUUCAUGCUGCAAAAUUAGUCAUAUCUUUAAUGAGAUCAUACAUACAUGUAGUCAAGACAUACAGUGUUUAUAUUUGUUCUUACCGUGGGAUCACACAUUUGAUGACAAAUUGGUGCUGAAAUUACUCUGCUAAAUGUGACAUCAUCAACAUCAAGAGUAUAAAUCACAAGAAGAAUAUUAUUGGUAACUGAGGACUUAGAUUUGACUUAUUUUUGCUUCGUGUGUGACUCAAAACAUCAACUUUCUAUUACCAGCCAUUAUUAGAUGUCUGAAGAUAAUGAUGGUCAAUAUAGAGUAAAUAAAUCUGUGUGAGACACUGUUGAGGUAAGGCGAAGCUAUCUAAUGCCUCUUCCAGACCAGGAGGCUUAUGGUGCAAGUAUUGUGACCAUUCAGUCAGUGACUGAAGUGUGGAUUGUUGAAGAGAAACUCACAUCUAUUGUGAUAACAUGUUUGCCAAAAAAUACAGCAAGGGUAAUAAUUUGCUUGUGUUGCCAAAUAUGAUAGUCAAACUCAACUGUGCCAAAUGUGUGGUCCCAUUCUUUUUGUAAGUAUGUACUUGAGGCUUAGGAGUUUGAAAUUAGUGUUAUAGUGUUCUUACUCAUAGGUGAUUAAAAAGGAUGAGUAGAAUAUGAAGUUCCAUAACCAAAAAAAAAAAAAAAAAAAAAAAAAAAGACUUUAGCUUUUGUCACUGAAGUAUGUGCCUAAUUAUCUAAUUGAAGUGAUCUCACAACCUCAAACAAUUUUAGAAAAUCGGAAAAAACAGAUAUGUACUGAUCUCUAGACUACAUGUAAUCACUCCUGCCAAAUUCUGGGUUCACAAUAUUUUCCAGCUCAGCUCAGCUCAGCCAUAUUGAUCCAUUGUUUUGGUGAUAUUCUCUUUGCCUUUCUUGGAGCACCAUCCUUGGAUACAAUACCAUCAAAAUAAUAUCCCUUGAUCUUGGAGUCUUGAAAUUAUCCUUUCAAUUUUAAUAUAACCUUCACAGUUUACUUGUAUUGCUUAAUGUUGUGCACUGAAAGUGCUAAACUGAUAACUUUCCAUUUGCUCUUUAGUCUUGUUUCUCAUGCAGAGAAAGAAUUUUCCUUGUAUGUUUGGCUUGCAUCAAUACCAUUCCAAUAGACACAUGUAUCAAUGCAAAUGCAGCAUCAGUCACCAAUAAAGGUGAAAAAUCUAAAAUCUGCCUCAAGUUUGUUUACACCAGCAAUCUAGAGCAGCAGUGGACAAAUGCAUAUUCAGUGAAUGCUAGACAUGCUGCCUGUAUCAAUGCCUUCUACAUGUAUCACUUUACAUGAUUAAAGUUUUUGUGGUCUUUUUAA
This is a messenger RNA of Portunus trituberculatus (swimming crab), 4056 nucleotides long. Its product is annotated as acyl-CoA:lysophosphatidylglycerol acyltransferase 1-like. Gene Ontology annotation, cellular component: endomembrane system. The record is from RefSeq and is a predicted model, not a curated record. The transcript has 7 exons. NCBI's taxonomy places the organism in Eukaryota, Metazoa, Arthropoda, Malacostraca, Decapoda, Portunidae. Gene Ontology annotation, molecular function: acyltransferase activity. Bases 263 to 1387 code for a protein of 374 amino acids.